Messenger RNA from Helianthus annuus (common sunflower), 540 nucleotides. RefSeq lists its product as uncharacterized. The record is from RefSeq and is a predicted model, not a curated record. Lineage: Eukaryota; Viridiplantae; Streptophyta; Magnoliopsida; Asterales; Asteraceae. The coding region runs from base 1 to 540 and encodes 179 amino acids. The transcript has a single exon.
AUGGCUUCGGAUCCGUUGGUUUCCGAGUCCGUUUUCUCGGUGAAGGGGUGUAAGUGGCUUCCGUCAAAAUGCAAUAUAUUUAUUUGGAGGGCGGCUCUCGAGCGUAUUCCGACUAAACAAGCUUUGGUUAGAAGAAACAUUCCGGUUGACUCUGAAGAUUGCGUUUUCUGUGAGGAAGUGUCCGAAUCUGUUGAUCGCCUUUUCACGGCCUAUUCUUCAUUUUUAUGGGUUUGGAACCGUCUUUGUGAGUGGGUUAAAAUCCCUCCUAUUUAUGCUUUUUCCUUCAAGGACCUGCUCGACUAUCAUAAUAGUUUUGGAGGAAAUUCGAAGACGAAGGAGAUAGUUCGGGGUCUUGUGGUGGUUUCUUGUUGGUGCUUAUGGAAAGCUAGGAACUCGAAGAUCUUCUCUAACGGUAGAGGCGAUUGCGCUGAAAUCUUUGGGAAAGUGAAGUCUCUUAGUUUUUUUUGGUUAAAAAAUAGGUCCUGUCAUAGAGACUUAGUUUGGAGAGAAUGGUGUAAGUUUCCUUUGUAUAUGAUGUAA